UCUAUUCGUGUUGCUGCAUCGAAUGUCAUGUCUGACAGAAUUCUACAUAUUUUUAUUUGGUCGUCGUCAUUGUUGAACAUCGGGUUAUGCGUCAGCCACCAAGGCCGAUACCCUAAUGUGAACACUGUGCCAUGGCCACUUCCACAUAGUAUGCGUUCUGAGCAAACUUAUUGGCUGGUGAACACAGCCAACUGGAGCAUUGUCUUGAACGACGUGCACUGUCCCAUCGUCAACGGCGCCAUUUCCAGGCUUAAGAAGGCACUCUCCGACAAAAUUUGCACGUACCCAGAUCCACUUGCGUCUAUAGCGUUUGUCAAAGAGGCGUCAGGAUUCCUCAGUGAUCUACGAGUUCAACUCGUAGGCCCAUGCCAGUACAUGCCGGAACUCUAUAUGAGUGAACAAUAUGUUUUGAAGAUAGGGGAUGCGGAUGAUAGAAAACGAGCGACUCUCAUCAGUGACAGCAAUUGGGGAAUCCUUCAUGGACUGCAGACGUUUCAUCAGCUCCUCUACCCUGUGUCACGUGGAGUGUUUGCCAUCAACAGCACGAUAAUACACGAUCACCCAGUAUUUUCUCAUCGCGGCCUCAUGAUCGAUACGUCAAAUCACUACAUCUCCGUGGCUACCAUACUUCGGAUUUUGGACCUAAUGGCGGUGAACAAAAUGAACGUGUUGCACUGGCAUAUUGUGGGUGACAGGUCCUUCCCGUUCUACAGUUCCAGCUUGCCCAACCUCAGCAAUAAAGGUGCAUUCCAUCGUCGCUCCCAUGUGUACCUCCCUGCUGAUAUAGUAUCCAUCGUCAGCUUUUCUCAACAGCGUGGAAUUCGCGUCAUCCCAGAAUUUGACACACCAGGGCACACUACAUCGUGGGGCAAGGGAUAUCCACAGUUACUGAGAAGCUGUAGCUCGCCGGAACAAUCUGGGUCCAUCGACCCGACAAGAGAGACGACAUAUGGCUUGCUUGCAGUGCUCCUAACUGAAGUGGGAUCUCUCUUUCCAGACAGCUACCUACAUCUUGGGGGUCGAAACUUCAAUGCAACGUGCUGGUAUAUGAACUCUGAUGCUUCAGUCUCAAAGUUUCUGAACAGGUCUGGGAUGAAAGACGCGGUAUUCGCUCUUAAGGAUUUUCACUUCAAGAGAUUAUUUCAAAUAUCUCAAGCUAUCAAGAAAAUUCCCAUCCUUUGGCAAGAUGUCAUCAGCAAUGGUGUACGGGUACCACAUGAUUCUGUCAUCCAGUCCUAUGAAAACACAGCGGAUAUAUAUUUGGAAAAGCUAUUCCGUGUAGGACGCAAAGUCCUGCUUUCAUCCUGUUGGAACCUCAGCAGUUCUGCAGACUGGGAAGACUUUUACGAUUGCAAUCUACGAGAAGCCCGAGAUAAAAAAACUCGUUCUCUCGUCCUUGGAGGCGAAGCCUGGAUCAUGAGUGAUGCCAUCGAUGGAACAAACAUCAUCAGCCAGGCAUGGACACGUUCUUCCGCAGCUGCUGAGAAGUUGUGGAACCCUGACGGGGGUUCUGCAGACUCUCCCGAUGUUGCUGACCGGCUCCACAAUUUCCGCUGUUUCAUGCUACAGCGAGGGUAUCCUGCAUCGCCUAUACGAUUUGGUUUCUGCCCAUGCGACAUCAAGUUUUAGAUGUAUAUACGUACCAUACACAGCAAAUAAUAAAAUAAGAGCAGAAGAUGAAUAAAGAUGUGAAUGA
Molecule: messenger RNA, 1696 nt
Organism: Ornithodoros turicata
Lineage: Eukaryota; Metazoa; Arthropoda; Arachnida; Ixodida; Argasidae
Product: beta-hexosaminidase subunit alpha-like
Exons: 15
Coding region: 28-1629 (533 amino acids)
Biological process (GO): ganglioside catabolic process; glycosaminoglycan metabolic process; carbohydrate metabolic process
Cellular component (GO): lysosome; membrane
Molecular function (GO): beta-N-acetylhexosaminidase activity
Source: RefSeq, a predicted model, not a curated record